Molecule: messenger RNA, 1440 nt
Organism: Lactuca virosa
Lineage: Eukaryota; Viridiplantae; Streptophyta; Magnoliopsida; Asterales; Asteraceae
Source: the annotation of a GenBank genome assembly
AUUUUCCACAGAGAAAUUCUCCACGAGAAAUCCAAGGUCCAAACGCGUUUCCGCGCGCUUUCGUAUCUUCUUCCUAGAUCUUCCGCUCAAUACCCAAUUUGGUUCUGUAUAUAAAUUACACUUAAAUUCCACCUAACUGAGAUACAUCUUCUUCUUGCCGGAGAUAUAGCUGCAACGUACUCUGUUACAGAGACUCACAGUAGAGUAAUGGCGGACUUGAACGGAGGAGGAGCUCAGUACACUGAUUUUCCGGCGGUGCCGACAUAUGGAGGCCAGUUCGUUCGCUAUAACAUAUUCAGUAAUGAAUUCGAAGUCACUGCAAAAUACGUUCCUCCUAUUAUGCCUAUUGGCCGUGGUGCUUACGGAAUUGUCUGCUCCAUGCUGAAUUCGGAGACGAAUGAGAUGGUUGCUAUGAAGAAGAUUAUGAAUGCUUUUGAUAAUUACAUGGAUGCUAAGAGAACCCUUCGUGAGAUCAAGCUUCUUAGACACUUGGAUCAUGAGAAUGUAAUAGCUUUAAAAGAUGUAGUUCCUCCACCUGUAUGCACAGAGUUCUCAGAUGUCUACAUAGCCAUCGAGCUAAUGGAUACUGAUCUUCACCAAAUCAUUAGGUCAAAUCAAAAUCUCUCCGAAGAACAUUGCCAAUACUUCUUGUAUCAACUAUUACGAGGCUUAAAAUACAUUCACUCUGCUAAAGUCAUUCACAGAGACCUGAAACCUAGCAAUUUGUUGUUGAAUGCAAAUUGUGAUUUAAAGAUCUGUGAUUUUGGACUUGCAAGACCAAAUGCAGAUAAUGACUUUAUGACUGAAUAUGUUGUGACAAGAUGGUAUAGAGCACCUGAGCUGCUACUCAACUCUUCAGACUAUUCAGCUGCCAUUGAUGUCUGGUCUGUUGGCUGCAUCUACAUGGAGCUCAUGAACAGAAAGCCUUUGUUUCCUGGUAAAGAUCAUGUGCAUCAGAUGCGACUAUUAACAGAGCUUUUAGGCACACCUUCUGAAUCUGAUCUUGGGUUUAUCAAGAACGAAGAUGCAAAAAGAUAUAUUGCUCAGCUUCCACGACAUCCUCGUAAAUCAUUGCUGAAUACUUUCCCUCAUGUUCAUCCAUCAGCCAUUGAUCUGGUUGAGAGGAUGUUAACAUUUGAUCCAACCAAACGUAUCACAGUUGAAGAGGCACUAGAGCACCCUUACCUCGAAAGAUUACACGAUGUAGAAGAUGAACCAAUUUGUCCGAAUCCAUUCUCAUUUGAUUUUGAGCAACAAGUUUUAGGAGAACAACAAAUCAAGGAAUUGAUCUACCAGGAGGCAUUAGCACACAAUCCGGAGUAUGCUUAAAAGGAAAAAAUAAAUAAAAAAUCAUCGGUAAAUUGUUUGAUAGAGUUUAUGUGUGUACUAAAUAAAUUUGUUAAAUUUAUUCCGUAGUGAUCAGAAACAUGUAAUUGGAAC